AUGUCCGCAGACGGUGCAUUGCGACAACGCGACGAACUUCGUCGCCACUUCCUGGCUCUUCGCGAUCGGAUCGAGGAGCAGGCGGACGCAAUUCGCGAGUUCGCAUCAAAAAGCGGAUGCGAAUUUGCGUUCACACCCCCUCGCGCUCCGCACAUGGGCGGACUAUGGGAGGCAGGUGUGAAAACUGCAAAACACCUACUCCUACGAGCGGUGGGAAGCGCACUCCUCAACGCCGAAGAGCUGGCAACAGUCCUCGUCGGGAUCGAGGCCGUAAAGAACUCGCGGCCCCUCGGAGCGCUCAGCCAGGACCCAAGCGACGGAGAGGCGCUAACUCCCGGGCACCUGCCGUCAGGCGGGCCGCUCAUCGCAGCACCAGCACUCCGGACCCCGGACCAGGCGGGUCUCAGUUGCUUGCGGCGAUGGCGGCUUGUCUCGUCAGUCAGGCAAAUGUUCUGGCGGCGAUAG
This is a messenger RNA of Drosophila yakuba, 465 nucleotides long. RefSeq lists its product as uncharacterized. The record is from RefSeq and is a predicted model, not a curated record. Gene Ontology annotation, molecular function: nucleic acid binding. Lineage: Eukaryota; Metazoa; Arthropoda; Insecta; Diptera; Drosophilidae. Bases 1 to 465 code for a protein of 154 amino acids. The transcript has a single exon.